AUGCGUUCCGCCGUUCUGGUCACUCUAGCGGCAACCUACAGCUCAGCUGUCGGUCUGCCGGAAACCUACCAUCUCGAUCGCCGGGAUGACCUUGCGCAUUCACCACCAGUGUAUCCUUCGCCGUGGAUGAGCCCUAAUGCCAUUGGCUGGGAGGAAGCAUACCAAAAGGCCAAGGAGUUCGUUUCGCAACUCCACUUGGAUGAGAAAGUCAACUUGACAACGGGUGUCGGUUGGCAAGGCGAGCAAUGCGUGGGCCAGGUUGGCUCUAUCCCCCGACUUGGAUUUCGCAGUCUGUGCAUGCAAGACUCACCCUUGGGUGUUCGCUUCGGUGACUACUCCUCGGCGUUCCCCUCCGGUCAGACUGUAGCUGCGUCGUUCGACAGAGACCUAUUCUACCGACGAGGACAAGCCAUCGGCGCAGAACACAAAGGAAAAGGGGUCACUGUUGUACUGGGACCAGUCGCCGGACCUAUCGGCCGCACGCCGGAAGGUGGCAGAAACUGGGAAGGAUUCUCGCCUGAUCCUUGGUUGAGUGGAAUUGGCAUUGCCGAGACGACCAAGGGCAUCCAAGAUGCCGGUGUCAUUGCUUGUGCGAAGCACUACAUUGCCAACGAGCAAGAACAUUUCCGCCAAGUUGGCGAGUCCGUUGGCCGCGGCUUCAAUAUUUCUGGGACUCUGUCUUCGAACAUUGACGACAAGACCAUGCACGAGCUUUACCUGUGGCCUUUCGUAGACGUUGUCAAGGCCGGAGUCGGCUCGAUCAUGUGCAGCUACAACCAGGUCAACAACUCGUAUGCCUGCCAGAACUCGAAACUGCUCAAUGGCCUUCUUAAGAGCGAGCUUGGAUUCCAAGGCUUCGUCAUGAGCGACUGGCAAGCUCAGCACAGUGGUGUGGCCAGUGCCGUUGCCGGUUUGGAUAUGACGAUGCCUGGUGACACGGAGUUCAACACUGGUUUGAGCUAUUGGGGAACAAACUUGACGCUGGCUGUCAUCAAUGGCACUGUUCCAGAAUAUCGGAUCGAUGACAUGGCAAUGAGAAUCAUGGCUGCGUUCUUCAAGGUUGGGCUGGAACUGGACCAGCCGGAAAUUAACUUCGAUUCCUGGACCCUGGAUACCUACGGACCCAUUCACUAUGCUGCCAACGAGGGCUUUCAACAGAUCAAUUGGCAUGUUGAUGUACAGAAUGGCCAUGGCGCGCUCAUCCGGGAAGUUGCAGCCAAAUCAACCGUACUGCUAAAGAACGAAGGGGCCUUGCCCCUCAAGAAGCCCAAGUUCCUUGCCGUCGUGGGUGAGGAUGCUGGACCUAGUGCACUGGGCCCGAACGGAUGCGCUGAUCGCGGAUGUGACGAGGGAACACUUGCCAUGGGUUGGGGAUCUGGAACAGCGAACUUCCCUUACCUGAUUGCACCAAUCGAUGCCCUUAACUUCCAAGCAGCUGAUGACGGCACUCGCAUUGAAGCCGUUCUCAACAACUCAGCCACUAGUCAGAUAACUGAUCUGGUCUCCCAGGCUGAUGCAACAGCCCUUGUUUUCGUCAACGCUGACUCUGGCGAAGGCUACAUUGAAUACGAUGGUAAUGCAGGUGACCGAAAGAAUCUUACUUUGUGGGGCAAUGGAGACGAAAUUAUCAAGAACGUCUCUUCGCUGUGCAACAACACGAUCGUCAUCAUCCACUCUGUGGGACCUACUCUGCUCACUGACUGGUACGACUCGCCCAACGUGACUGCCAUCAUUUGGGCUGGUCUGCCUGGCCAGGAGAGCGGCCGUUCUAUUGUUGAUGUGCUCUACGGAAAGGUCAACCCAGCUGCUAGGACUCCGUUCACCUGGGGUGCCAAGCGUGAGGAUUACGGCACUGAUGUGCUCUACGAGCCCAACAACGGUGAUGGCGCUCCACAACAGGAUUUUACCGAAGGUGUUUUCAUCGAUUACCGCCACUUUGACAAGAAGAACAUCACCCCUAUAUACGAGUUUGGAUUUGGUCUGUCUUAUACUACUUUCGAAUACUCGGACCUGGCUGUCGAGAAGAAGUACCCGACUGCCUACAAUCCUACUGCGGGUGAGACUGCUGAAGCACCGACGUUUGGUGCCGGUUUCUCUACCGAUCUGAAUGACUACCUAUUCCCGAGCGAUUCGUUCCGAUACAUCUGGCAAUACAUCUAUCCUUACGUCAACACGAGUUCCUCAGCUGCGGAAGCUUCGCAAGACCCACACUACGGGCAGACCGCCGAUGAAUUCUUGCCGUCUAAGGCCAUCGACGCUGCUGCUCAGCCUCUUCACCCUGCUGGCCCGGCUCUCGACGGCGAGUCUGGUGGCAACAACGGACUGUGGGAUGAGCUCUACACCGUCACCGCACAGAUCACCAACACCGGUGAUGUCGCUGGAGACGAGGUGGUCCAGCUCUACGUAUCCCUCGGCGGGUCUGAUGAUCCUCCGGUCGUUCUGCGCGGCUUUGACCGCAUCCACAUCGAACCUGGCCAGUCGGUGCAGUUCAACACGACGUUGGUUCGCCGGGACCUGAGCAACUGGGACACCGCAAGCCAAAACUGGGUCAUCACCGACCACCCAAAGACCGUUUACGUGGGACCCAGCAGCCGCAAGCUGCCUCUCUCGGCUUCGCUGAGCUAG
Messenger RNA from Neoarthrinium moseri, 2625 nucleotides. RefSeq lists its product as uncharacterized. Gene Ontology annotation, molecular function: beta-glucosidase activity. The coding region runs from base 1 to 2625 and encodes 874 amino acids. The transcript is spliced from 5 exons. The record is from RefSeq and is a predicted model, not a curated record. Gene Ontology annotation, biological process: glucan catabolic process. Lineage: Eukaryota; Fungi; Ascomycota; Sordariomycetes; Amphisphaeriales; Apiosporaceae.